This is a messenger RNA of Plodia interpunctella (Indianmeal moth), 1202 nucleotides long. RefSeq lists its product as uncharacterized. Gene Ontology annotation, biological process: mRNA 3'-splice site recognition; generation of catalytic spliceosome for second transesterification step. Bases 314 to 1114 code for a protein of 266 amino acids. The record is from RefSeq and is a predicted model, not a curated record. Gene Ontology annotation, cellular component: post-mRNA release spliceosomal complex; post-spliceosomal complex; catalytic step 2 spliceosome. NCBI's taxonomy places the organism in Eukaryota, Metazoa, Arthropoda, Insecta, Lepidoptera, Pyralidae. The transcript is spliced from 7 exons.
AGUACUUUCUAUAGUCACUGUCAGCUGUCAACAAUUGCUUUUCGAGGUUAUGUUUUGAAAUUGAACUUUUGUUUGAAGAGGAAGAGUUAAAGACAUUCUGCUUAUUUAUUCCGUGUUUUUCUGAAACACAACGUGAAGUUCGCUUUUAUUUAUCACGAUUGACGUGAUAAGAAAAUCUCGUUUUACUUUAUCCUUUGCGCGACAUCCAUAUUAGAAAAAGAAGUUGGUACUAUUGUGAACUAUAACAGUGGCAUUACUGUGCUGUGCAAUCUAAAAAUCCAAAACAGUAAAGAAAUUUUAUUAACCUGUUAAAAUGGCCAGGAACGCUGAGAAAGCUAUGACUACGCUGGCCCGAUGGCGGGCGGCGCAGGUGCAGGAGGCGGGCGGGCAGCGCGAGCGCCGGCCCUACCUCGCGUCCGAGUGCAACGACCUGCCGCAGGCCGAGAAGUGGAGGCUGCAAAUUGUCAGAGAGAUCGCUAAGAAGGUCGCACAGAUACAAAACGCGGGUCUGGGCGAGUUCCGCAUACGAGACUUGAACGAUGAGAUCAACAAGCUGAUGCGGGAGAAGCGGCACUGGGAGGUCCAGAUCAAGGCGUUGGGAGGCCCGGACCACGCCAGGGUGGGACCCAAGAUGCUGGACCAGGAUGGCAAGGAAGUGCCAGGGAAUCGAGGCUAUAAGUAUUUCGGGGCUGCUAAGGAUUUGCCGGGUGUGCGGGAGUUGUUCUCGCAGGAGCCGCCGCCGCCGCCGCGGCGCACGCGCGCCGACCUCAUGCGCGACGUGGAUGCGGACUACUACGGCUACCGGGACGACGACGAUGGGCUGCUGCUGCCGUUAGAGCGGGACAAGGAGAGAGAAGCAAUAGCCCGCGCUGUUGAGGAGUGGAAGACGAACAAGGAACAGAAUAAAGACCAAGACUUACCAGAAGAAGAGAACAUAUAUCCAGAAGACCCCGACGAUAAGAGAAUAGACGACGAGGAAGAAGAAGAAUCGAGAAGCACAUCGCACGUGGCCGUGCCGUCGCAGAAGGACAUAGAGGAAGCGCUGCUGAGGAGGAAGAAACAAGAGCUGCUAGAUCGAUACGGCUGUUUGGACGUGAAAAUCGAGGGCAGCUGACCUCAGCAAGAAUGACAUUAGUUAAAUAAAGUAAUUUAGUAAGCGCUGUGGUGAUUUUUUAACUAUUAUAGACCGACCAUUUCUCUGA